ACCCAAGACAUCAGGUAUCAAACACACUUCGUUCAUUCAUUGCUAAAAUCUUGGAAAACAGAAGACAAUAAACCAUGAUUUCCGCAUCCGUCCAGUCUUGGUCCUCGUUCCCGGAGCGUCACAAACGCCAGCUGCUUAUGGCUACUUGCUACACCAACUUCAAUGUAAAGGAUAUGGUGCCUUCAGCGCUCCUUUUACCAAGUGUCGGUGCUACCGAACAUAUCACUGCCGCGGAUGAUGCGGAAUAUGUGCGUUCGCGUAUGCUUCUUCCGGUUCUCGACAUUGAGCAACACAACGUCAUUGUAAUCAGCCAUUCUUAUAGCUCAAUUCCAGCUAGUGCAGCUGCUCGGGGACUGUCCAAAGCGGACAGAAUUGCUGAGGGGAAGAAGACAUGGGUCUUGGGUCAGAUAUUCAUCGCUGCAGUUGCUGCCAAAGGAGGGGAUGGAUUGGAUCUUGUCGCGAAUAUUGGCGGGCAUAUGCCACCCCACAUUCGCGUUGAUGCAGUUCCCUACGCGGCACAAACCAUGAUGUUACAGGCUACAGGGAAGGAGUGGAAUACCUGGGAGAUUGAGACAGGCCACAGCCCGCAACUCGCAGCGCCAGAGAAACUAGCUGAUAUUCUGGUACAGAUAGCAAAGAUGUUUGAGGCACUGUAG
Molecule: messenger RNA, 656 nt
Organism: Talaromyces stipitatus ATCC 10500
Lineage: Eukaryota; Fungi; Ascomycota; Eurotiomycetes; Eurotiales; Trichocomaceae
Exons: 2
Coding region: 75-656 (193 amino acids)
Source: RefSeq, a predicted model, not a curated record